This is a messenger RNA of Aspergillus alliaceus, 2565 nucleotides long. RefSeq names its product mRNA-binding protein PUF3. Gene Ontology annotation, cellular component: cytoplasm. Gene Ontology annotation, molecular function: mRNA 3'-UTR binding. The record is from RefSeq and is a predicted model, not a curated record. NCBI's taxonomy places the organism in Eukaryota, Fungi, Ascomycota, Eurotiomycetes, Eurotiales, Aspergillaceae. Gene Ontology annotation, biological process: nuclear-transcribed mRNA catabolic process, deadenylation-dependent decay. The coding region runs from base 1 to 2565 and encodes 854 amino acids. The transcript has 6 exons.
AUGAGCGGUGAACGAACACGAGGAACCCAUGUGAAUAUGGGUCAGGCCUUUGGCGGUGCCAAACCAAGCUGGGAUAGCAACAUCUGGAGGGACAAUCUAGGAGGGAAAGCCGGCUCCAGUUCUCUAUUGUCAUCAUCGGAGUCCGAUGAGUGGAGUGGUGGUCGCAUCCCUUGGAGUGCUAUGAGUUCGUCUUUGGCUGUUUCAUCUAGAGCGACCAAUGGCAAUAUGUCGACGUCGCCCAUCCAGACACGGGCGAAUGAGCGAGGAACUGGUAGCCUCACGGAAGCUGGUGAUCCCUCGUACUUCGCACUACAACGGUCAUCCGCGAUGGGCGGCACUACGGGUCCUACAAGUCAUAAGGCGUAUCUUAACACGGGAUCGGAUAGCAUGUCGCCUUCUGGGGAGGACAACCGACGACACGUCAAUGCCUCUGCUUUUGGAGGUAGUCCUGUCGGGUCUGGGUUCCAGAUAAAGUCCGGAUUCUCUAGCCCCCUUGAGAGCAAUAGAUCAGAGGAGAUGUCGUCUAUGUCGGCAUUGCCUCAGGGCUUGCCCGAGACCGUGGCGCCGGCGCUGGGUCGCAACUCCUACACGCAUGCCUCGCAUAACUCGGCGUCUUUUGCGCCGCAGAGGCCGGUGCACUCUUCAUACCCGUCGUUUCACUCCGAGACCCAGGGAUUUGAGGGCCGAUAUACUGGUGUCGCUGAUAUCAAUUCUGGUUUUAGCAAGCUACACCUGAACGAGGCUGCGUAUCCCGCACACCCGUCGACUACUCGACCGGGCUAUUUGUCACAUUCAUCCUUUGAUGGCUCUUUGCAGCGCUUGAAAUAUCAGAAUUCUGGUGAAGACGUCGGCUACCAAGGAGCUGGUUACGCAGGCGAGAACGCGUCGGAUGUACAACUCGGAUAUCAGCCUGCCAGAAACCGGAUCGGGGAUAACCCAAUUUCGCCAGCGGAGUAUGCCCGUGUAGACAGCCCACUGUAUGCUGCCCUCGAUACUGGGUCAGUGCCGGCGCCAUAUCGCAACCGUAUAUCGGAUCCGCACGCUGCUUUGGAGCGACGAGUGCGCGAACAGGAGCUAGCUCAACAAGCGAUGAACCCACUGCAAAGGUUGUCUUUUACCACUUAUGACCUUGCCCGAUACCCAGCCACGGGGCUCAAUGCUCUGGCGGGAUAUUAUCCGGGGACAGCCCAGCUCGGCGCAGCAGCUAUCGCAGCUAGGGGCCAUCGUGACCACGAUCCAUCCCAGACCGUGCGCAGCCCUGUUCUGGAGGAGUUCAGGGCCAAUAGUAAGGGAAAUAAACGUUAUGAGCUCAAGGACAUCUACAAUCACGUUGUCGAAUUUAGCGGUGAUCAACAUGGAUCGCGUUUCAUCCAGCAGAAGUUGGAGACGGCCAAUAGUGACGAAAAAGAGCAGGUUUUCCGAGAGAUCCAGGGCGAUAGUCUGCAAUUGAUGACCGACGUUUUCGGAAAUUACGUUGUUCAGAAACUUUUCGAGCAUGGCAAUCAGACGCAGAAGAAGAUUUUGGCGAACCAAAUGAAGGGACACAUACUAACCUUAUCCACCCAGAUGUAUGGGUGUCGAGUAGUCCAGAAGGCCCUGGAGCAUAUCCUCACCGACCAGCAAGCCUCUAUGGUAAAGGAGCUUGAACAUCACGUUCUCCGAUGUGUCCGUGAUCAGAACGGGAACCACGUUAUCCAGAAAGCCAUUGAAAGAGUGCCGUCUGAGCAUGUGCAAUUCAUCAUCAAUGCAUUUAUCGGACAGGUGGAAAAACUGGCCACUCAUCCGUAUGGCUGCCGUGUUAUCCAGCGCAUGCUUGAGCACUGCAAGGAAGAGGACCGGGAGGCCAUCUUGGGGGAGCUACAUCUCUGUACCGGGAAGCUUAUACCCGAUCAGUUCGGUAACUACGUGAUUCAACAUGUAAUUGAGAACGGCGAGGAUAAGGAUCGGUCUCGUAUGGUUACCAUUGUCGUAUCCAACUUGCUGCUCUACUCAAAGCAUAAGUUUGCUAGCAACGUGGUCGAAAAGAGUAUCGAGUUUGGUCAAGAGGCUCAGCGUCGCCAGAUUAUCAGCAUGCUGACGUCCCCUGACGAGACCGGGGAGAACCCUUUACUCGGUCUGAUUCGUGACCAAUUUGGUAAUUAUGUUAUACAGAAGGUCCUGGGUCAGCUGCAAGGGGCCGAAAGAGAAACUCUUGUCGAGGAGAUCAAACCUCUUCUCAGUCAGCUGAAGAAGUAUAGCUAUGGCAAACAAAUUGCAGCUAUCGAGAAGAUAGUUGCCGAGUCGAAUUCGCCGUCCAGCGGCCCUCUCCCUCAUACCACCUCUACCACGCCGCCAAACUCGCACAAAUCCUCCCCGCAGCCAUCCAAGCGGGCUGUGAACGGUCUUGAAAGCUGCCGAGUACCAGUCGUUGGCGGGGCACCCCCGACGCCGCCUCCCAUAGACACUCAGGGUAAUGCUGACGCUUCUAGCGAAUCGAAGAACGUGACCAAGAGCACACCCCUGGCGGCGUCUGAGUCGGCUUGUAGCACCCCAAAUACUUCUGUGGAAGUAACCGGCGCCAACUAG